This is a messenger RNA of Etheostoma spectabile (orangethroat darter), 1702 nucleotides long. RefSeq names its product cytochrome b561 family, member D2 (gene cyb561d2). Gene Ontology annotation, cellular component: endoplasmic reticulum. Lineage: Eukaryota; Metazoa; Chordata; Actinopteri; Perciformes; Percidae. Bases 279 to 953 code for a protein of 224 amino acids. The record is from RefSeq and is a predicted model, not a curated record. The transcript is spliced from 4 exons. Gene Ontology annotation, molecular function: transmembrane monodehydroascorbate reductase activity.
CCGGAAGUUGUAUUUAUUUCUGGCUGGCGAAGAUCAUGGAUGUAUUAAGAGGAGAUACGUAGCUAAAGUUACCGCUAUUUGACAGUUUCUACCUUGACUCUUCUGUUAUUAAAGUCCCGUAUUUUAGCUUUAAAUCCACAAGACUUUAGCACGAGGAGGUAACGAUUACUGUGUUACUUUCACCAUCACUUCCGCUUCUCUUUGGCGGAAACUGCGAGUUUACUUUAGGUGACAGGCUGCGGUGUGACCUGCCGAAGUCUACUUAAAUUGUCUCUAACAUGGUUUACAGCAAAGAGACUGAAACUGAGCCUCGUAUCUACGGUUUUACCAGAACAGCUUCCGCCGUGCUGACCCACUUUAUCUGCAUCGCCUUCACUGUGUUCAUCGCAGUUCUGUCUCGACCGGGUACCAGUUGGUUUUCCUGGCAUCCCUUCUUCAUGACACUAGCUUUCUCCUUCUUCAUGACAGAAGCCAUACUCCUGUUUUCCCCGUAUGGCUCCCCCAUCAAAAGAUUUCCACACAAGACAAAAGGUCGUGUUCACUGGGUCUUGCAGUGCCUCUGUGUGUCCUGUGCAGUCCUGGGUCUGACAGCCAUCUCUUACAACAAACACCUAAACGGUAAACCCCACUUCACCUCGUGGCACGGUCUGCUGGGCCUGCUCACAGUGUGUGUGGUCGGGCUGCAGUCCUUGGCGGCUGUGCCUCUCAUCUACCACUCUCUGGCCAAAGGCUGGUCCCUGGCCAAACUCAAACGGUACCACGCAGCGUCUGGACUCGUCACAUACCUGCUGGGCAGUGCCAGCCUCCUCCUCGGCCUGAGUUCUGCUUGGUUCACUGCAUCUGCCUGGGAAUACACCUGGUACCUGUCAGCACUCUGUAUUGCUCUCAAUGCCCUCGUCAUAAUGAACCAAGUCAGCAGUGCUUACACGGCUAAAAAACGGUUGCAGUACUGAUGGAAGUCACAGUAUUGACACUUUAACACUCACUGAAUACUUAUGCAAUCAGUUUGAUUUGCCUCUGAAGUUAUUGUCAUAUUAUUAAGCACCAUUGCCAAAUGUGAAUAAUAUAACAUUUUUCUUGCCUUUUUUUAAAUGGUACACACAGCACCAUUGAGUACACUGAGGUCAUGUCUGCUGUAUUUCUUUUCCAGGAAUUUGGGUUGGUUUGACAAUUACACUCAUAUUCCGCACAUUGGGCUUUAAGUUGUGAUCAAAUAAUUCCAAAGUGAAGAACAUUCUUAUCAGCCUCUUCUCUUCUUUGUGUUUACUGUUAAUUACCAAAUGCUUGCAUGCUAGCAUGCUUAACUAAACUGGUGACCAUGGUAAACAUUACACCUGCUAAAAAUCAGUAUGUACGCAUGCUAGCACUAGCGUUCUACUAAGCAUCACUGUGCAGCCUCAGAGCUGCUAGCAUGGCUGUAGACUCUGUUUUUGACAAAAUGGCUUGAUAUGUUAUUUUUAGUCACAGCAAUUCAAUUAAAUAAGAAAUAAAGUGGUUGAAUAUUCUUACUGGUAUUGCAAACCAUGCAGUAUGAAGGUUUUGACAGAAGUCAGACCAUAAUAUUGGAAUAUCAGAUACAAUUUGCAGAAAACUAGUUAAAUAUAAAACAAAUGCCUUUGAUUACUUUUGUAGCAACAUGUUUGAAUACAAUACAAUGAAUCAUAUUAAAGAUAUGUUGUGAAUUAAAAGCAUUUGUAAAUGA